CAAGAGAGGCGACCUUCAAUUUCAAGUAAUGAAGCGGGCACAUUCUGCAAACCAGCGCCACCGGAAUCACUGACAAGUCGGUAUCUAAAAGUAUAUCAAAAGCCCACGAAUCCGAAGAGAAAUGGUUUCACCUUCUUCGCUGAGAGGAUAUGUUGCAGUUCUUCGCAGAUUCUCGAAUGGGGUUGACGCAAAAUCCUUUAUUUUUCCGAGGAGUGGCUCGCUAAUGAGCAGGAACCAUUUAUUAUCACCAUCGUCAAUGUCUUCAAUUUGUAGAACUUUAUUGGUUUUCCUUAACGAAGCGAAUCACAGUGAACACACUCAAGUGAGGAGGAUACGGACUUACCCUCCUGUUUGUAUGGGCAGGCGUUCUUGCAAGAUUGCUCACAGAAAGGGGGUUCAAGGUGCAAAGAAGGCAAAGCUACAUUUGAGAAUGGCAAAGGAGGUUAUAUCUGCUGUAAAGAAAGGCGGUCCAAACCCAAUAUCAAACUUAGCUUUGGCUGCUGUACUCGAGAAAGCAAAGGAGCUUGAUGUACCUCAAGAAAUUGUGGAGCGCAACAUCAAGCGAGCUUCAGAGAAGGGACAAGAGGCUUUUAUUGAGAAACUCUAUGAGGUAUAUGGUUUUGGUGGAGCUAGUAUAGUAGUUGAAGUUUUAACCGAUAACAUCAAACGAUCUGUGGCGGCAGUUAGAGAAGUAGUGAAGAACUAUGGGGGAAAGAUGGCAGAUCCUGGUUCUGUUACGUUCAAGUUCAGACGGGUACGAGUUGUAAACAUCAAAGCUACUGAUGCUGACAAAGAUCAGCUUCUAUCCAUUGCUUUAGAUUCUGGUGCCGAGGAUGUCAUUGAACCUCCAUUAUAUGAAUAUGAUACUGAUGAAGAUGAUUCGGAAUGCUACUAUAAAGUUGUCAGUGCAACAGAGAACUACAGAACAAUCUUAUCAAAGCUACGAGAGGAAGGAAUAAACUUUGAGACUGAUAAUGGUUCUGAGUUGCUUCCUUUAACUACAAUAGAGGCUGAUGACGAAGCCAUGGACUUGAACAAAGAACUUAUAUCUAAGUUGCUUGAACUCGAUGAUGUUGAUGCCGUUUAUACAGACCAGAGAUGAUCAACUGAGUAUGUUUUUUUAGGGGAUUCUGCAAUAAAAUAGGAAUUUGGUGGCGUGGUGGGCUUUCUGUAUCGGGCUCCCACACGAUCAUACAAGGUUUGGCAGAUGACCCAAAAGCUUCUUCAUUUAAAAGUGUUUUAAUAUAUGAGAUCUGAGAUGAAUCAUUUGCUUCUGGUGGAUGAUGAGGUAUUCUUCUUCAUUUUAAUAAUGUUUAGAGGCACGUGGUUGGUUUGAUUGCA
Messenger RNA from Tripterygium wilfordii, 1341 nucleotides. RefSeq names its product probable transcriptional regulatory protein At2g25830. Bases 122 to 1102 code for a protein of 326 amino acids. Lineage: Eukaryota; Viridiplantae; Streptophyta; Magnoliopsida; Celastrales; Celastraceae. The transcript is spliced from 7 exons. The record is from RefSeq and is a predicted model, not a curated record. Gene Ontology annotation, cellular component: chloroplast.